Erigeron canadensis is the source of this 660-nucleotide messenger RNA. Its product is annotated as glutathione S-transferase T3-like. The record is from RefSeq and is a predicted model, not a curated record. Bases 1 to 660 code for a protein of 219 amino acids. NCBI's taxonomy places the organism in Eukaryota, Viridiplantae, Streptophyta, Magnoliopsida, Asterales, Asteraceae. The transcript has a single exon.
AUGGAUUCACACUUGAAUCGUGAUUCGGGGCGUACCCCGGAAAUGUGUCGGUCGAAAUGGAAGGAUUUGAAGCAUAAGGUGUCGGGUUUUUGUGGUAUCUACAAUGUGAACAAAAGUAAGAUGUUGAGUGGCCAAAGUGACGAGGAUGUGUUUAAGGCGUCUGUGGCAUUGUAUAUGCGGAAAUACAAUAACAAGUCCGGGUUUCCGCAUGUAGAGGCGUGGCCGGUUUUGAGGAGAGGACCGAAAUGGUCGGAGGUUCUUACUUUGGAGGGGAUUUGUGAGGAGUCGGGUAGCAAACGGGCAAGAACAGAAGGGUCUGUCCAUGUACGUUCAUCAGGGGAGGCAUCGGUCCACAUUGACUUGAAUGAGGACCAGUUGGAGCAGGAAAAAGAGGGAGGGAACGACAUUGAUAAUGCACCCGUACAUCCUGCUAGACCCGUCCCACCCCGCCGUAAAGCUAAGGGUAAGCAGCCUGCUCCUUCCGCCUCUACUACAUCUGAGGAGUUCUUGAAGAUAGUCGCGGAGUUGAAAUGCGACAAUGAGGAUAAAAAACGAGCUCGGGAGGAGAAGAUGCAGAUGCAGAAGGCGAUGAUGGAUAGCUAUAUGGCGGCGGAGGAGGCUAGGAAGAAACGGGAGGAGGAGAUGACACGGAUGGUCUAG